Messenger RNA from Phragmites australis (common reed), 1392 nucleotides. RefSeq lists its product as uncharacterized. Lineage: Eukaryota; Viridiplantae; Streptophyta; Magnoliopsida; Poales; Poaceae. The coding region runs from base 1 to 1392 and encodes 463 amino acids. The transcript has 4 exons. The record is from RefSeq and is a predicted model, not a curated record.
AUGAGAACGACCACGCCGUUGGAGGAGAGCGCGGCGGCGAUGCAGACGAGGGCGGCGUCGGUGCUGACGAGGGCCGCCAGGCCUUGGUUGGACAGGGCGGCGGCGCCGACGGUGGCCUCGCAGGGGGCAGGCCGCGACCAGAGUCUCAUAGGAGACGGCCAAGAAGUCGUACUCGCGGCUGCCGUCGGCUGGGACGGCCACGCUCAUGACAAGUAUGAGCAAUCUCUUGAUCUUUACCUGUUUGGGAGACCUGUCUCUUCAUACUGGGAACCGAUCUGGCAGGGCAAACCCCUAGUGCUGCAUGAUAAACAGCUAGUCUUGGCUACCGAAUACUUGGGCAGAUGUCACGAGGGUGAGGUUAUGGACUUGUCUGAGGAGAUCAAUGCUAUUCUGAACAAUCACCCUGGUCCAAUAGCAUACUUCAGGGUCGACUCUUCUACCUGGAAAGAUGCCAGGGGACAGUUGAUCAGUUGGGUCAAGAUCCUGUCUAAUAAGAGAGCUGAAGAAGUAGUGAUUAUUAAUUUGUCUCACAAAAGUGACCUUGCAUUCCCAAUUGAAGAUCUACAGAGCCCCAAUCUCAGAUGCUUGCGGCUUGCAUUUCUGAAGAUCCCUGAUCUUGAUCUAUUUGUCUUUGAUUAUUCAUCACUGCGUGAGCUCCAGUUGCUCUGCUGCUCUUAUGACGGCCGAAGAUUGUCAUGGGUGAUAAAUGAUUGCGCCUCGCUGCAACAUUUGAUCAUUGGGUUUUCUGUGGAGAACUUGAAAAUCAGUUCGAAGAGUUUAGUGACAUUACAACUAUUGCAAUGUACUGCAAGUUGGUUGGUAAUAGAUUCUGCACCAAACCUGUGGCUCCUAGCGACCGGAGUUAUGCCAAGAAGAGGAUAUGCUUCUGUUUCUAUUUCUCUUAAUGAUACUCCUUCAUUGAAACGAUUCACUUACCUACUGCUGCCUUUUCAUCAAGUCAAUGACUACAUCUAUUUGACCUCUGUUGAGAAUCUCAGGCUGGGGUUGAAUAUGGCAACUCGCGCUCAACGAUCUGGUCUUCGAAAAAUAUUGGAGUGCCUCCCAAUGCUAUCUCAUCUUGUUAUUUGGAGAAUGGAUGAAGUUGCUUCUGAUGAGUUGAUUGAUGUUGUUCUAGAUGGUUCCUUUGACGAUCUCAACAAUGUCACUUGUGUCGGAAUGCGUCUACGAUACUUUGAAAUUGAGGACUUCCGUGGAGGACCUGCAGAGCUAAACAUCGUCCGCAGCAUCCUAAGACAUGCAUUCCAUCUUGUGAAACUUAGUACUGAGCGCUGUAUCACGCGGUCCAGAGAAGAUUUUCGCAAGUAUUGCUUAAAACGUAAUUGUGAAAUGAAACAAAGGUUACAGCUUACAGUGUUUACCAUCAUUAAUUGA